AUGAGCCUGCCGCUGUCCUUUGUGGCUUAUUACUCCUUAGCUCCUCUCCUAGAAAAAACGGAAGGCCAGCACUUCGAAGAAUUUUAUGACAACGUUCGUGCGAAAUUCAUUGCGGUCAUUGAUGUUCGCAGAAGCCUCUUUCGUCAAAGGCUGAGUUCAUCCCGAAAUAAAGUCACUGAGAGUUUUCCGGAAAACGCCCUCCAAUUCGUCAUACAUAUACUCUCACAUUGUUCGGUCUUUAAAGCGUUCGACGACGCUGAAAGCUUGAAGCAAGUUGGCAAAUGUUUGUGGUUCGCCCUGCAUCCAUUUACCGUCAAGUCUGCCGUCGGAGUCAAUUAUGAUUUCAUGUACAAUCUGUUUCAAGCGAUCAAACAAACGCAGGAUCCUGACAGUGAGAGUCGUCAUGAUCAUAACAAGAAGAUGUGGUCAUUAUGCGAUCUUGCUCUCUUAUAUUUGAAUAAUCGUUGCCCGAACAUAACCUUGGGCAAGAGUGCGCAGGGUCACGUAAGACUGUCGCAACGAUUCUUCAAGCAAUUUUUCAAGACGGAAAAGAACGUCACCGUGUAUUUGCCACAGUCCCUUAUCGAUGAUGAGGUAAUGCGUAAAACGACAGAGGUCAGAGGCAGGAUUUCGAAUUUGUCUGAGUCUUCAAAAGAAAACUUUGAAGUAACCGACUCGGCGAUACCGGCCGCGGAAGUAAAGUCCAAAGACAAAUCGAACUUUCAGAAAUCAGUACAGUUGAAUACACUGAAUACUCGAUCUGCUGCUAACGAAAAAAGAAGAGGCUCGACUAGUUCACAAAGCACUGAACUGAGAGUUGGCUCAGUCAGUAAAGAAUUAACGGAACCGAUGUCUGUCAUUGAAAACCUGCCGAGAUCUACAUCAGAAGUGUUGGAUGAAAGAACUUCAUUGGAACAGUCUUCCUUUAAGCAGGUGCAAGUUUACGACAAAUCUCAAAAAUCCAUGCGUAUAGUGAUUGAACGAGUGGACACAGACAAAGUCUUGAAAAGCCUACGUUCUGCCAACUCCUUCGAUUCGCAACGUUGUUCAACUGGCGGUGUCGAAACUCCGCCAGCCGGUUUGUCUCCGGAAUUGACAUUGGUCAAAAUUGACACCGAAGCGUCAUUCAGUGAUGCAGCAGAACAAGAACACCUAGGCAAACAUUUCAUCAGUACGGAUCCGGCUGACUCCAAUAGAAGUUCUCUGACAUCGCAAACUACCGUUUAUGAAGAAAGCGCUGUACAUUCUUUAUGCAGCUCACGCGUUUUGGAACAGAGCUUCCCGAAACACAUCAUGACCAUGGCUCAGCGACAUCUGAUGCUGAAUAUGAAGGCAUACAAAUCGUCAGCGAUCCGUCCGAAACGCGGUCUAGCAAAGAACCUGUUAAUCGUUCCUGCCGAUUUGGUCGAAAAGGCCGAAGAAAGCGCGUAA
Soboliphyme baturini is the source of this 1431-nucleotide messenger RNA. The record is from the annotation of a GenBank genome assembly. Lineage: Eukaryota; Metazoa; Nematoda; Enoplea; Dioctophymatida; Soboliphymatidae.